Pygocentrus nattereri (red-bellied piranha) is the source of this 2108-nucleotide messenger RNA. Its product is annotated as calpain-1 catalytic subunit-like. Gene Ontology annotation, cellular component: cytoplasm. The record is from RefSeq and is a predicted model, not a curated record. Gene Ontology annotation, molecular function: calcium-dependent cysteine-type endopeptidase activity. NCBI's taxonomy places the organism in Eukaryota, Metazoa, Chordata, Actinopteri, Characiformes, Serrasalmidae. Bases 174 to 1661 code for a protein of 495 amino acids. Gene Ontology annotation, biological process: proteolysis. The transcript has 14 exons.
CCUAGUGAAAAGUUCAGAGCGUUCAGGAUUACCUCUGAUUACCUGUCCGCACUUGUCACGCUACGGCCGACGACGACAGAGCCGAGAACACCUGGGCCACCGUUCAGCUACAGCAGCAGCAGAGCUCCUAAGCCUUAGCACCUUCACUUCAGCUGGUCUGUCCUGGUGGGAAGAUGCCUCCUCCUGUCCCGACUGAGCGGAGGAUGAGCGCUGUGGGCUCUCACUCCAACCCGGAGAUGUUUCUGGGACAGGAUUACCACCAGCUCCACAGGGACUUCUACGAAACCAGAGCCCGAUUCCUGGACAAGACAUUCCUCCCGAACGAGAAGGCCAUCGGGCCCGGCCUGCUCACUGACGAGAAAAUGGCUAGAGUGCAGUGGAUAAGGCCUACGAGACUGGUGAGAGAUCCUCAACUAGUCGUGGAUGGAGAAUCCAGGUUCGACUUCGCUCAGGGAGAGCUCGGAAACUGCUGGUUCCUGUCUGCGAUCGGAGCGAUCACGUUUCAGACUGAUAUCAUGGAUCAGAUCAUUCCUGGAGGCCAGUCAUUCAGAAAGGAAUAUGCAGGAAUCUUUCACUUCAGGUUCUGGAGGUUCGGGAGGUGGAUUGAUGUUGUGGUAGACGACAAACUGCCGACAAUCGAUGGGCAGCUCAUUUUCGUGCACUGCAAGACUCGCAACGAGUUCUGGCCCGCUUUGCUGGAGAAGGCCUAUGCCAAAGUGUGCGGCUCGUACGCGGAUUUGAACGGCGGGUUUGUGUCCGAGGCGCUGACGGACUUCACCGGGAGGGUGCACAUGACUCUGACCCCGAGGGAGGGUCACCCCGAGCUGUGGGGGCUGAUGUCCCGGGCUGCACAGUACAGGUCCAUCAUGGGCUGCGGCACUCCACAGGGGGCCACUCCUGCUAACACAGAGCUGCCCAAUGGCAUAGUGGAAGGCCACGCCUACACCGUAACAGGAGUUACCAAGAUGAAGACCGAAAGCGGUGAGUCAGUGAAACUGCUGAGGCUCCUGAACCCGUGGGGACACCGAGAGUGGAAGGGGGACUGGAGUGAUAACUCUCCUCUCUGGAGGAUGGUCAGCACAGAACAGCGCACCAGGUUGCUGGACAGUAAAAAUGAUGGAGAAUUCUGGAUGACGAUGGACGAUUUCUGCAGGAGCUUUGUGAACGUGGACAUCUGCUGUUACACCCCUGCCUUCCUGGACGGCUCGCCCCCAAAGAGCUGGACCACAGCGCAGUAUGAAGGAUGCUGGGAUGAGAGAACGGCUGGCGGCUCCAUGGACCACCAACAAAGUUUCUGGACAAACCCUCAGUACCGAGUGAAGAUCCCGGCGAAAGAGCCGGAGCCAGGGGAGCCCCAGGGGCCCAACCUGCUGGUGUCUCUCAUGCAGAAACCUGACAACAGGCACAGACGCCUCACCCAGCACCUCCACAUCGGCUUCAGUAUUUUUGCGAUCCCACCCGAGAUGAAAGAUCAGACGGCGUUUCCAGCCUCUUUCUUCACCGCUAACGCCCUGGUGGCACAGUCUCAGGGCAGCUCCAACACACGGGAGGUGAUGGAUUACUACAGCAUAAGGCCUGGAAGAUACCUCAUCGUGCCUUUCACCUACAAACCCAACGAGACCACCUCAUUCGUCCUGACCGUCCACUCAAAGAGAGAAUAAAAGAUCAACCUCAUCAAGACUGAACAGGACGACUGAUGGACUGACGACUGUAGUCACGAUCAUUUUCCAUCAACAGCUUCAUAUUUUGUGACAUGAAAGAAGAAAAAGAAUCACUAUCUCCGCCUCAUCUCCAGAAGAAUGGUGUCAGUUGCAGAUUUUGUUUUCGUCCUUUUAUCUAUUUAUUUAUUUUUGUUUUAUUUUCAUCCUCUUCCAGAAUUAUUGGUACGAAUAGAGCCGAAUCAGAAUCGCCGUUUAUGCUGAAAAUUCGAGCUGUGUGAUUUGACUUACUGUGUAAGACAGCAUAUGUGAUUAUACGUCCUCCCAAUCGGAUCCCGGAGAAUUCUGAAUGUCAUUUUGGAAAUCAUCCAUUGUUUUCUGUUUUUUAUUUGUUUGUGUUGGCACUCAGCUGCCUCAUGUUUAGAAACUGAUUAAACACAUCUGUGCUAA